UCUCUCUCUCUCUCUCUCUCUCUCUCUCUCUAAUCGAUCAGCUGCGGUGUGCUUGAUCUCCUCUGAUCGGUUCCGGUCCGGAUCGAUCCUUCUUGCGGUGCUCAGUGUCUCCGCUCGGUGUGUCGGUCCGUUUCGUUCUGGUUCGUUCUGGUUCGUUCUGGUUCCGCUUGCUUGUUCCGGAACUUUUGGAGCUCCAGUGUUCAGCUGGUCUCUGGUCUUCCGCCCGCUGCUUCCUCUCUGAUCCGCCUCCGAGGCUCCGAGACUCACACCGGAGCCUACCGCCGCCGUCCGGACCGAACACUCCGCUCCGCUCCGCGAGUUAUCCGGUUCGGUUUGGUUAGCAGGGCACUUAAGCUAACUUAGUAGCUAAGUGUUAGCCUGAGUUAGCAGCUAGCAGCUAGCCGCGGAGUUCCUCAUGCCGGCGAUGCUUCAGAGGAACCCGGAGGCUCCGGGGAAGAGGAGAGGCAGGGCCCCGGGGCCCGGGGCGGCCCAUCCCGCCGGGAAGAGCCUGUCCGGGAAUGGAACCAGCACCAGCUGCUGGGAGGAAGGAAGCUCCGGGUCCAGCAGUGACGAGGAGCAUGGAGGAGGGGGCAUGCGGGUCGGACCGCAGUACCAGGCCGUGGUCCCGGACUUUGACACGGACGUGGCCCAGGCAGCUCAGAUCAGAGAGAACCUGGGCAUGCUAGUCUGGAUCCCCAGCAGCUGUCUGAACCAGACUCAGUUGGACGAAUACAUCGCCAUCGCCAAGGAGAGGCACGGAUACAACAUGGAGCAGGCUCUGGGGAUGCUCUUCUGGCACAAACACAACAUAGAAAAAUCUCUUGCUGACCUGCCAAACUUCACUCCAUUUCCUGACGAGUGGACGGUGGAGGACCGAGUCCUGUUUGAACAGGCCUUCAGCUUCCACGGCAAGAGCUUCCACCGCAUCCAGCAGAUGUUACCUGACAAGUCCAUGGCAAGUCUGGUCCGGUUUUAUUACUCCUGGAAGAAAAGUCGCAGUAAAACGAGUCUGAUGGACCGACAGACAAGAAAACACAAGAGAGAGAGAGACGACAGUGACGAUGAGGUUGAGGACAGAAACUUAAAUCCUCCGAGUGAUUCUGAGUUUGAGCCAAACAAAGACGACAAGAAGGAGGUGAUUUCUGCAUCAGAGAGGUCAGAGGUCAAACCAGCUCCUGGACUGAAGACAGGCAGUAAGGCAUCCCAGCGGUUGAAGAAGCGUCCUCCCAGAGGGAUGUUUCUUAAUCAGGAGGACGUCGUCUCACUCUCGUCUUCGUCUGCUCAGGGACUCAUCAGACAGCUGGACUGUCAGCUGGUCUCCAUCAAGAGACAGAUUCAGACCAUCAAACAGUCCAACAGCUCUCUGAAGGACAAAAUCAACUCAGGGGUGGACGAGUUCCGACAGCCCGAGGUGAAUCAGAAGUUUAACACUCGUUGGACCACAGAGGAGCAGCUGCUAGCAGUACAAGCCAUCAGGAAGUAUGGGCGGGACUUCCAGGCGAUCUCAGAUGUGAUUGGUAACAAGUCGGUGGUUCAGGUGAAGAACUUCCUGGUGAACUACAGACGGAGGUUCAACCUGGACGAGGUUCUUCAGGAGUGGGAGGCUGAACACGGGAUGGAGGCGGGACAUGGAGGAGGAGCAGAGGAGGACAGGAUGGAAGAGUGUCCUGCUGAGGAGGAGGAGGUCCCAGUCAGGGAGACGAAGGAGGACUCGUCCUCCCUCGUUGUGGAGCCCCAGAAGCCUCUGGCAUCCUGACUCUGUGACUCCGCCCCUCUGGUUUCAUGAUGUCAUUAAGUUUUGUUUUAUUUUUAUUUUUUGUGUUGUGUUGGACUUUAUUUUGUCAGUUUGAGGUUUAUGUCCUGAACCUGACGUCACUGCUCUCUGGACCAAUCAGAAAUCAGACCUGACCUGUCACGUAAAGUGGACGGGGCCUGUUUUUUGUCUCUUUUUAUUAGAUUUCUAUUACAAUUCUAUUGUUUUAUGUUUUUAAUCUUUUGUUUUGGUAUCUCUCUGUGCGUGUUGGGGUGAUGUCACUCAGGGAGGGGGCGUACGGCUUGUUGGAGGAGUGACAAUAAAACCAAAGUUCCUCAAUAAAUGAAUUUGUUUCUUCUUCA
Centropristis striata (black sea bass) is the source of this 2115-nucleotide messenger RNA. It is a transcript of the gene rcor1, whose product is annotated as REST corepressor 1. Bases 416 to 1756 code for a protein of 446 amino acids. Lineage: Eukaryota; Metazoa; Chordata; Actinopteri; Perciformes; Serranidae. Gene Ontology annotation, cellular component: transcription regulator complex; histone deacetylase complex. The record is from RefSeq and is a predicted model, not a curated record. Gene Ontology annotation, molecular function: transcription corepressor activity. Gene Ontology annotation, biological process: regulation of transcription by RNA polymerase II; negative regulation of DNA-templated transcription. The transcript has 13 exons.